This is a messenger RNA of Pseudophryne corroboree (corroboree frog), 3738 nucleotides long. It is a transcript of the gene SPAG1, whose product is annotated as sperm associated antigen 1. Gene Ontology annotation, cellular component: cytosol. Gene Ontology annotation, biological process: axonemal dynein complex assembly. The record is from RefSeq and is a predicted model, not a curated record. Gene Ontology annotation, molecular function: protein binding. The transcript is spliced from 19 exons. The coding region runs from base 190 to 2901 and encodes 903 amino acids. Lineage: Eukaryota; Metazoa; Chordata; Amphibia; Anura; Myobatrachidae.
AUUAUACUUCCGUCACUACUCCUGAGUAAAGUUAAUACCGUUGCGGGAUUGGUUGGUGGAGUCUCCAUGGUCACGGUAAACAGUCUGCACUGUAGUCUCUGAGUAGCGUCAGUGCCGCUCUCCAUACCGCAUCCAUCCGCAGCGUCCCCUACCACGCGUGCAGUUACAGCCCUUCUUGUUUUCAUAGCAAUGAGUGCGUCCGAGUUCUACCAGGGAACAACAAAAAGUUUUAAAAUACCGAUUGAUCAUCUUGAUUACACUUUCUUGGAGAAAUGCACGGAUGUCAAACAUCUGGAAAAGAUUUUGAGAGUUCUAAGGUCUGGAGAAGAAGGACACUACCCGGAUUUAACAGCGUUUUGUGAAAAGCGAAUUGAAAGUCUAUCUCCGCAUAGUCGUACCCUGAGGAAGGAUAAACCGCCUGCAACCGCUGCAGAUUUCUCCUCGGAAGACUGGCAACAAAUUGAUAGUGAUAUUAAGACCUUCUUAACAGACAUAAAGCAUAAGGAACAGCAGGAAUCUGUCUUCCAGCAAAAUACGGACAAUUUGCCUCCUGUACGCAGUUUCUCCAGCGAUCCAGCACCUAACAAGCAUAAAGGAAAAGAGACUCAGGCUGCUAACCCUAAGGUUCCACGGGAUUACAGAGACUGGGAUAGGUUUGAUGUUGAAAAGGAAUUAUCCAAACUUGAUGAGAACAAUGAGAAAACCGAACAGACAAAGACCAUUAUAAAUACAACGACAGCAAAGAUAAAGAAGACAGUAGACACAACAGGUACUAGUCUAGAGCAGAGAAGUUUUCUCGCAGUCCGUGAAAAGGAGAAGGGGAAUGAAGCUUUUAAAUGUGCGGACUAUGCGGAGGCGAUUUGUUAUUAUAGCAGGAGCAUCUCCACGUUACCAUCAGCAGUUGCAUAUAACAAUAGAGCCCAAGCGGAGAUUAAGCUGGAGAACUGGCAGAAUGCUCUGAAUGACUGUGAGCGAGCUUUGGAAUUAGAGCCUGGCAAUAUGAAAGCUCUUUUACGACGCGCUACAGUCAACACAAACCUACGUAAUUACCAGGCUGCAGCAAAGGAUCUAACGACUGUCUUGCAUCACGAACCAGAAAAUCCCAUAGCUAAGAAAGCGCUGUGUGACGUUAAUGAGCAGCUGCAGAAAGAACAGGAGACCUUAAAGAAAGGAAAGAAAAUCAUCAUUCAGGACAUCGAGGGUUCAGAUGAAGAUCAAGAUAAUCCGAGCUACAAGAAAGAAGCCGGUGUGACCGCGGCUGGAGAGGCUGCGGGAGAGCGGGCGGAAAUGGGGAAUGCCCAGAAAAAGUUCUCUCCGAAGAGGAGCAACGAGGAGGAUGCCAGCCAGACGCCCAGACACAAGCCCAGCGCCCAGAAUGGGGUGAGGAGGGACUGCAGCAAUGGGCCAGCUACCCCCCGCACUCCGCAGCCCAGCACCAAAGCCCCAGGAGCUGAGAUCAGAGCCCGGAGCAGCAGCCAGGAAGCACAGCCCUCGCCCCUGUCCCUGCCUCCGGCUGCGCGGCUGAAGGAUCAGGGCAACCAGCUCUUUAAAAAUGGCCAGUUCGGGGAGGCUGCAGCCAAGUACUCCGAGGCCAUUGACAUCCUGCAGAGCACAGGUGCGGAGGAUGCAGAACUGGGGGUCCUGUACUCCAACAGAGCGGCCUGUCACCUCAAGGAUGGGAACUGUGCACAGUGUAUUGAAGACUGCAACAAAGCCCUGGAGCUCCAGCCGUUUUCCCCUAAGCCGCUGCUGCGACGGGCAAUGGCCAAUGAGUCUCUGGAGAGAUACAGACAAGCGUACGUGGACUAUAAGGUGGCACUCCAGAUAGACAGCGGGAUGCAGUUGGCCAACGACAGCAUAAACAGAAUUACAAAAACAUUGAUCGAUAUUGAUGGACCGAACUGGAGGGAAAAACUGCCACCGAUUCCAUCAGUUCCUGUGUCCACCCAAUUACAUCUGCGUGAACAAAACAUGGCUGCCGCAAGCCAUAUCCGCCCCGAGCGCGUGACUGGCGAAUCGGCCGAGGAGAGGUUCUCGUCUCUGAAGCAGGAAGGCAAUGAUCACGUAAAGAAGGGGCAGUACAGAGACGCCAUGAAGAAAUAUACAGAGUGUCUAAAACUAAAUCCUGAAGAAUGUGCCAUAUACACCAACAGAGCACUGUGCUGCUUGAAACUGUGCCAGUAUGAAGAUGCCAGGAACGACUGUGAUUGUGCCCUGCAGCGAGACUCCUCUAAUAUCAAAGCUCUGUACAGGCGAGCUCAGGCCUACAAGGGAUUAGAGAAAUAUCAAGAUUGUGCCAGUGAUCUCCGGAAAAUUAUGUCGCUGGAUCCAGGCGUCGCAGAAGCAAAGAAUCUCCUAUCGGAAAUCGCACCCUUCUUAGCUACCGAGGGACAUGAAAAGCAAAGAAAGAAGAUCCUAAUAGAGGAGGUGGAUGAGAAGGAGGAACAGACUUCCAAUACAUUCAACCUCAACAGACAUGAAAGUGAUACGUCACCAGGGAAUAACCAGAGGCCUCCAAUCACAAAGCCCAGCAACGCCUAUGAGUUUGAACAGCUCAUGAAUAACUGCAGAGCAGGGAAUGACUUGGAAGGCUGCGCCCAACUACUGUCUAUCAUAGACCCAAAUGACUUGCCAACGUUCCUGAGCAACAAGCUAGACACAGAGACCCUUCUGCUAAUUGUACAGUCCCUGAAGAAGCAUGUUGUGGAGAAGAACCCUACCCUGGUGUAUCGGCACCUGUAUCACCUCAGCACAGCAGAUAGGUUUACGGUGGUGUCCUUACUUCUCGCCAAGACAGAGAAAGAAGACGUUGAAGAUCUCCUCAGGUGUCUGUCGGGAAAACGGGGCGAUGACCCUGACCCGGAUGCAGUAACAGACUUGGCACAGAAAUAUGGUCUCUGAGCUCAGCACAUUAUUCCUAUGCACGGUUUGAUCGAUCAUAUCAUUAGGGAAGGAUAAACUAUGCAAACUACAGUAUAUCAGCUGACUGAUAACCUACUCAGCAUGACUGUUGGAAUAUUAUUUAAGUGUAAAGUUGUUCAAUUCAUUUCCAUAAGCGAUCGCAUCCUGGAUAAUAGCGUGGCAGAAAUCCCUUCAUCUGGCAAUGUGAUGAGUGAAGUCGCUGGAAUCUGUCCCUCUGCACAAGCCAUCAGGAAUCCUUCCCCCAUUUACUCCAGGAAGCUCUCACUGCAAGAUAUAAAGUACGAUAUUAAUAAGUAGGUGCCCCAACGAGCAUCGUAUGGACGGCACGGGAUGUUACUUCCGUCAUUGGACGCAGCAUACACCAAGAAACAAGCACACCGGCUUUGAGCCUUAUAACUGCAACAGCCCAGGACAAAGCUAUCCGGUGUACAUCCAGCAGUAUUUGUGAGAAUGUCAUAUGUCCCUCGUAAAUCCAAAUGCUAAGACCUGAUUUAUGAAGUCAGACUGACACAUUUAAGAAUCCACUUUUACAGUCUUUCCCCCCAAUAUAACUAAUUUUGUCUGAUUUGUUCUGUGGGAAGAUUGCUUAACAACAUCCUCUUCACUGUUGUGUCAAGUAUGUAAAGGAUGAAUAUCGAGAGAGGCCGAGGUAUCCUAAUAAGACAUUUAUUCUUCUUGGGGAUCCUUGUUAACAGCAAUAACCCUUCCUACACUGCUAUUAUAAUGGUUUUAUGUUUGACUAAAUGUAUUCUGGGAUAUAACUACAUGUGCUACAACAAGACAGAAGCAGGUCUGUAAUAAAGGCUUGUUACAUUA